Zalophus californianus (California sea lion) is the source of this 3237-nucleotide messenger RNA. RefSeq names its product chromosome 16 C17orf75 homolog (gene C16H17orf75). The record is from RefSeq and is a predicted model, not a curated record. The transcript has 10 exons. The coding region runs from base 50 to 1318 and encodes 422 amino acids. Lineage: Eukaryota; Metazoa; Chordata; Mammalia; Carnivora; Otariidae. Gene Ontology annotation, cellular component: trans-Golgi network.
GGGGAGCGGUUUGGCGGGAACACAGGGCCGCUCGGAGGCCGCCGCCGCGAUGCUCCCCUCCUUGCAGGAAUCUCUGGAUGGGGAUGAAAAGGAGCUAGAGAGCAGCGAGGAGGGAGGCUCCGCGGAGGAGCGGAGACUCGAGCCGCCGUCCAGCAGCCAUUACUGUCUCUACAGCUACCGCGGAAGCAGAUUGGCACAACAGCGAGGGGACAGUGAUGAUGGAAGCCCAAGCGGCACAAAUGCAGAAACGCCCUCUGGUGAGGAUUUCAGCCUCUCCUUGGUGGGUACUAAUCUGCCAUCGGAAGUGGAGCCAGACCUGCGUGGUUUCAUUGCUAAGCGUCUUGCUAAGGGAGCAGUAUUUGAAGGGCUGGGUAAUGUUGCAUCUGUGGAGCUGAGGAUUCCAGAAUCCCGAGUCGGUUGUUAUUACUGUCUUUUCCAACAAGAAAAAUUGCUUCCUGAAGCAGCAACAGUGGACUCUGAACAUAACGCUUCAGAGUAUGUGGUCUGUUUUUUAGGAGGGUCUGAAAAAGGACUUGAGCUAUAUCCUUUCUUUGGUCUUCGAGGAUAUCAGGAAGGAAAACAUGGGAUGCUAAAACGUACUUUCAGGCUUGAAUUGGACAAGUAUAUUCAAGGGCUGAAAAAUAACAUGAGCUGUGAGGAAAGGGGCCUGGAGAACCACAUAAAAUCCUACCUGAGCAGCUGGUUUGAGGAUGUUGUAUGCCCAAUCCAAAGGGUGGUUCUUCUCUUUCAGGAGAAGCUUACCUUUCUCCUACAUGCCGCUCUGAGUUAUACUCCUGUUGAAGUUAAAGAAUCAGAUGAAAAAACGAAGAGAGACAUUAACAGAACCUGUGUGUGUGGCAGGUUUCUGAGUGUGGCCAGUCUUCAAGGCCUUAUUCACGAAGGCACCAUGACGUCCUUGUGCAUGGCCAUGACCGAGGAGCCACAUAAAUCCGUGGUCAUCGAUUGCAGCGGCUCCCAGCCUCAGUUCUACAAUGCAGGAAGCAACCGGUUUUGUGAGGACUGGAUGCAGGCUUUUUUGAACGGCACUGAAGGAGGUAACCCUUUUCUUUUUCGACAAGUACUGGAGAACUUUAAACUAAAGGCCAUACAAGACACAAAUAAUUUGAAGAGAUUUAUCCGACAGGCAGAAAUGAAUCAUUACGCUUUGUUUAAAUGUUACAUGUUCCUGAAGAACUGUGGUAGUGGAGAUAUCCUUUUGAAGAUUGUUAAAGUGGAACACGAAGAAAUGCCUGAAGCCAAAAACGUGGUGGCUGUCCUUGAAGAAUUUAUGAAAGAAGCUCUUGUCCAAAGUUUUUGAUCACAUGUUUUGAGAUUAUUGUAUUGUGAAGUUGUACAUUCCAGCCUUGGUGUUUGAAACUGCGGUUGUAAUUGUCAUAGGAUUGCUACUGAAGAUUAUUUCAGACACAUUCUAGAGUUCUUCAUUUCGUACUUUAAAAAUUUAACUUACUUAGACCUAAAAAUCUGAGGAGCAUUUUCACUGAGUCUUGGAUGUGUGUUAGAGUAGUGGAAUUUUAGUACACUGCUGGCCCCAUAAAUUCUAGACCUUGGGGGUUGAUGCUCAAAAAUCUUGAAAGGUAAUUUUGUGGCUUCUCUGAGGAGUUGGCUGCAGUAGUUAGCAAUUUUUCCUCCCAGAAAAAUUGUGAUACUCCUUUCUCAAUGUACUAUAGCUUCUUUAAAAAAAAAAAAAAAUGUCCUCCUAGUCUCAGGACAGAUUAGCGCUGCGACACCAUUUCAGAGACAGAUCUGUGCAUCCUGUGGAUGCUUGGAUAGAUUUUUUUUGUCUGAUUAUGGCAUGGAUGACAAAGCCAGCUUUUAAGUCAGUACACAGAUCAUGACUGUGUAAGAAAUUAAAUGAGCUUUAAAAAUACAUACGCUAGCUUCAAGACAAAACAUCAUCUCUGACAGAAAGCUACUGGAAAAGGGGCCGCCAGCCCCUUUCUUCAUUCAUUUGUUCACAGGUACCUGCCAAGAGCCUGUAUUUUCUUUCCUGUUUUUCUGUUGAAAAUGCUGGAGUGUUCCAACAGUGUUAAAAAAGAAAGUACACAAAUUCUACAAGCAAACUGUAACAUAAAGAAUGCAAACAGAUUCUUCAUAUCAGAGUUACUUACUGAUUUUAGUUUUUUGUAUGUAUUUGUUAUAAGCCUCAUAUUGUUUUACUCCGAAUCAGUUGAAAAUGGAACCGUUUAUAAUUCCCACGGAAGCCAAUUGUAGCUACACACAUGACGGCAGUUUGUUCUGCAAAGCUCUUCAAUAAAUCCAUUUAAUAAUGAUUUUUGGUUAGAAGAUCAGAAGUCUUAUUCUCACUGCCUUCAGGAUGCUCAGAGGAACACAAGCCCGUAAAAAUCCUCUCCUAAACUCGUACAUAAGUGCUGAGUUUUAACUUUGAAAAUGACUGACAAUGGCCUGAUGCUUUCUCUUCUACAGAAGUCUGGGGACAUGACUCACCAAGCCAUUUCUUUUCCUUUAAUGAGAAAUACAAUUCAGGAUCUUCAUAAAGGCUCUCAUAUGGUUUUAAAUUUUAAUAACUUGGAUUGUCGGCAGUGUAGAAAACAAAACCCAAAUAGCAUUUUUUAUAGCAUUAAAUUCAGAAUGACUAUGGGAAAUAAGCAAUUCGAAGGCACUACCCUUGAACCUGACUUUUUCUAAUGUACUUGGUUACUCAUUUAGAAAUCAAUUUUUUUAAUAGACAUUAGGACACCAACAUUUGGAGUCUAAAAAACAUAUUUUUCAUUUUCAAAUUCACAUAUCGUUCAACAGUCCAUGAUGUAAAUGGCAUUUUAAAGUAAAUUACCUGCUUCAAGCCAUUUAUGGAUAAUAGCCAAGGUAGAGUUAGCUGUUCCUUUCGUGUACUUUUAUAUAUACAUUUGUGAUGCAGGAUCACUACAGUGCACAGUUCUGUGCCAUACUGUCUUAUUUUACAAGUCUGUGACUCUCUUCUAGGCAAGGAAAAUGGUGACAUGGAAUCAAGUGUCUUGGCCAUGAGAAGCAACCCAAAGAGCUCAUGACCAGAAACAUGUACUGCAUUCAAAUUUUAAUAAGCUAAUGUAUUAGUUUUUAAAGUUUUAAAAAGGAUUUGUUCAGGUGUGGAAUACAUUUAUGUAUUGCUUGUGUGCUCUACACACAGAAGAAAUAUAUGUUUGUCGUGUAUCAAAAAUGGCCUGUUUAAUUGUAAUUAUAUUUGUGAUAAUAAUAAUAAAAAACCAACUUAGCUUCUCA